Molecule: messenger RNA, 883 nt
Organism: Arabidopsis thaliana (thale cress)
Lineage: Eukaryota; Viridiplantae; Streptophyta; Magnoliopsida; Brassicales; Brassicaceae
Product: AIG2-like (avirulence induced gene) family protein
Exons: 5
Coding region: 100-624 (174 amino acids)
Biological process (GO): defense response to bacterium
Source: RefSeq, marked reviewed
AAUCACAACCUUUUAUAUGCUUGACACGUGGCGGGACAAGGGACACUUGAACUUCUACUCAGUCGCAGGAACUGGACGGAGUAGGAGAGACAAAGAAGGAUGAGUAUGUUGUCAGGGAAAGCUGCUUACGAUCUCUUUGUCUAUGGCAGUCUCCAGGAACCCGAAGUCGUAUACGUGCUUCUUAAUCGCGUCCCUGACCAUGUCUCCGCCGUACUCUCCGGCUUUCACAGGUUUAGACUCAAAGGCCGUGUCUAUCCAACAAUUCUACCGGACGGUACCGGAAAAGUCAACGGAAAGGUGCUAAAGGGCAUAACAGAUGAUGAACUGAAGAUGUUAGAUGAGUUUGAAGAUGUUGAAUAUGACAGAAAGACUGUUGAAGUAAUGCUGACGGAUACUUCAGAGAAGCUGCAAGUCGAAACAUAUGUAUGGAAGAACAAAGAUGAUCCGGAUCUUUAUGGAGAAUGGGAUUUCGAGGAAUGGAGACAACAUGACAAGGAAGAUUUCGUAACAGCGACCAAGAAGUUUCUGGAAAAUAGGAGAUUACCAGAAGCAAAGACGAGGAUGGACACAUUCAAAACAUUCUUUAAGCAGGAUCUUGAGAAUGGGAAACCUCUGGACUCUUGAUGAUACUUGCACUUAUACUAGAGUGACUGCUAUUGCUUCACUUGAAAUAAGACUUGUGGAACAAUGCUUCUUGGCAUGUUUUGAAGAAAUCGAAUGUUCAUGACUUUUGUGAAACUACUAGCGAGAACUGAAUUGGGCUUGCAUGAUCAUUUAAUCAGACGAACUCGUAUGAGUUAUGAUUUGUAAUUUCAUUGAAAAGUUACUGUGUUUUUACAAAUGAUGAGUGCCUUAGAAAAUAAGCAUAUCUAUUGUUUCUCUA